Molecule: messenger RNA, 1413 nt
Organism: Fusarium odoratissimum NRRL 54006
Lineage: Eukaryota; Fungi; Ascomycota; Sordariomycetes; Hypocreales; Nectriaceae
Exons: 4
Coding region: 180-1235 (351 amino acids)
Cellular component (GO): Golgi apparatus
Source: RefSeq, a predicted model, not a curated record
AGUCCGUUCGCCAUGUUAGUCGAUUGCGACCAGCCAAAUAGCAUUUCCCGUUUACGAGAAAAUAGUGGAAUGCACGUGUGACAGCCGGGACUUGGGUCGCGUUUUUCUUCGGUUUUCUCUUUAACCUCCUUUCUAUCUCCUUGUCCCGAGCUGUACCUUUAAACCUGAAAUCUUCGAAAAUGCUGAAGCCUGAGACACGUCUGGAAUGGGCCUUUGUUGGCAUAACAGCUGCUCAGGCUAUUAUCAUCAUUUCUCUGCAAACGGUCAUUCUUGUGGAGUAUCUCGAUUGGGUGAAUCCCGUUGUAUAUCAGGUCCCUGUCUCAUAUGUCACUCCCGUGGCCUCCGCUGUAUCAAUUAUCAGUUUUGGAUUCCAAGCUGUUCUGUCCGUGGAUUCAUGUCGCAUUAAGAACAAGAUUCAACUAUGGACACAAGGUAUCCUCAACAUCUGCUUCUCAAUUGCCAUUGGGAUGGAGUAUUUCCAAGUGAAGGAUGCCACGGAGAGAGUUAGUCGGGGGUACGAUAUGUACAAAAAGCCUUUUGCAGACAAUAGUAUGCCUUACUGGGAGAUUGCUCGCCCAAUGUUAAUUACUUGUGUUGCUGUAUCAUCCGUAUGCAGUCUUUGUAUGUGUGCAUUGGCUUACUACCUUCACAUGGAGUUCUCCUGGUCUUUGUACGAGCACAUCAGCCCGGAUUUGCGGAUGACAGCAAGACAUGCCAAGUACCUGGCAUAUCUUGUCUUUCUCAAAGUCUCCCUCUUACUAAUAACCCUAUUCUUAAUUACUUAUGGCCUCGUGGACGUUCACUAUCGGGAGCCAGAGUUUGGACUAACUAUGACAAUAAUUCCCGUCUCAAUCAUUCACGCGAUCCUUGCUGCUACAUGCAUCAAAAAGGAAUACAUGCCAGGCAUGGUGUUGGUGAUAAUGUUUCAUAUCGCAGCGAUAGUAUACCUGACCACGCGACUCAUGGUGCUGACUGGCGAUGGCCUGCUGGCAAGCACAUUGAUGAAGGAAGAGAUGUUGCUUUUUGCCACAUUUGCGCUUGUCUUUACCAUCAUAUCUAUUGCUUUUGCUGUCCUGUGCAUUUUCAAUUUCGGAAAGGGACUCAAGCCGCUACUGCAAGGCCAAGGCACAAAUAAUAUACCUACUUCAACGAGCGCAUUGGAGCUCAACCCGCGGCACCUCAGCAUCCGGACUAUGGACUCUGAACGGAUGUCCAAGCGGUUUGACAUUGAUUAGAUCUCUAUGGUACAUUGUUGCCUGGGCUACACAUUUGAUAGUAGUUAGACUCCUUGCAAAGUCUCCACUGCUUAUCUGAAAAUGACCCUCAACUCAUGAAGGAAAGAUAAAGCGGUAGUGCUAGACCUUUCGUGGCCAUGGUCCAUAUCCGCGAGUAGAGCCGAGGUAGCGGGUAACG